AGCAGAAUAAAAUGUUCUUAUGUGCAGCACAUGACUGAGAAACUGGUGCACAUGUCCUGGUGACCUCUGCUCAUACUGUACUUUGUAWCUCUGCCCCGGAGUCCUCCCUUGUCUUUGUGCAUUUGUGUUUAUUGCUUUGUCCAUGUGCUUCAGCACCAUCCUUCCCCAGUCCCACUAAUAUAAUGUYAUGAUGACCACGACUCCAAGGUGCAAAGGGUACAUAUGUUCACAUUCCCCACACCUUUCUUAUUCUCUUAUUUAUUUAAAGGAAGAGGACUGGACAGCUUUGGGUGGCCUCUGUGCUCGGCUUUAUGAAUCUGCACAUAAUCUGCUAAMUCACGCUCAGGAUUAGCAGGUGCAYGCGUUUGAGAGGAAGGGUAGUUGAAGCACGCUUUGUGCCUGCUGUUCCUCUUCUGUUUGCUCCUGAACAUAAAGAGGAAAUGAGGAUAUGGAUUGUUGUAGUGCUGCUGGAUGAAUCCCGYAGGGGCUGUGGAGCGGUUAUUAUGUAAUUUCCCCUCAGUGCAGAUUGGUCAGUGGAUGAGAUGUUGGUGGGCUCAGCACCGUAAUCUCUCAAGUAUUAUCCGUCAACGUCAGCAGUUGUUGUGGGCAGAACUUGCUUUGUUUAUGUAAAACCAAACAAUCACCUGGGUUUGCGUGCACAAUAAUUCACAUUGUAGCCAAUGAGGUUUGCUCAUGAYGUCAGAACAUUAYUUGAUCUUCUGGGAACAUCAGCUGGGAAACUCCUUGAAAUGUUGAUUUUAACUCAAAUUCUAACAGAGAGAGCAGUGAUAGUUGCAAUAAUACACUUUAUUACUAGCCCCUCGAAAAGGAUUUAUCUUAAUUAAAUUGGUUGUACAAACAGAAAUAUGCAGCCUCUGUCUGUUAACAAUGUUUGCUUGUGCUCUUAUUAAGUUACAGUGCAGACUGGGAAUACAAGAAGCAACAAAUCAUACUGGUAUUUAUUAUAUCAUAAAUUAGUCCUCUUGCUUUUAUAAGGACAGAUUUUAUAUUUUUAAUCAAAGCAAUCAACCUAAAAAUAUAGUGACACUUGAUUAAGUGAAAAGGCGUCUAAAUGAUAUUCCAGUAAAYGAGGCUGCCUGCAAAAUAAAAACUUAGGAAAAAAGAACAAGAAAAAAGGGAAAAAAAAAUCAAUGAAUGGAGAUUAAAAAWUUUUUUAUUAAGUCACACUGACUUUUACAAAGUUUACACAUUAUCAUGAUAUGUGUUUAUUGUAAGCUGAUCUUUGCUUUCUUCUUUUGUAGAAAUGAUAUUUCAUUAUGGACUUAAAGAGUUUUUUUGUAUUUAUUUUUGUUAUAUUUACUGCUAUUUAAAGAAACGUUUUUUUUUUAAAACUUUCAACGAGAAGAAAGAGCCUAGAAUAUCUAAAGCAUGACACGGAAAUAUUAUGUGAGAUUUAUAGUAGAUAGCAGCCCUUCUAAAUGUCUUUACAUUUCUUACUUGUUUUGUCACUCGUGACUUUUCAUGUUAUAUUCCAGAAAAGCAUAACUCCCUGUUCAAACUUCCGAAUAUGUUAAAGCCUUUAGUACACUCACUGGAAAUACAAAAAUAAACAUUUAAGGUUUGGAAAGUAGGUUCAGUCGAGAUAAUGUUAGAGAUUUCACAUUUUCAUGGUCAAAUGUGUGUUGCUAAAAUAGUGUAGCACUGAUUAAAACUUAAAAUUUUGCUGAAGAAUCUAAAAGAAAAUCUAGAGACACAGCAACUACUAGUUUUGCAAUUUAUGGAAGAAUGAUGAGGGAAAAAAGCCAUAAGAAGUCUUGUUUAUAAUUCACCACAAGCCACAGAAGGRAAAACAACAAAUCAUGCAGAAAUAAAAAAAUUGUCACCUACAUGAAUUGGACUACAUGUAGAAAACUAAGUGUACUAACAGUGGUAAUAAUACAUGGUGUUGGCAGCCUCUUGUUAUGGCGAAUAUGAUGAUUUGUUCUUCUCCUUYAUCGCUAUGUGCUAUUUUGUGAUGAUUGAUUAAAUAAAAACACCAAGCAAUCCAUUAGUUUGUGGUUAUAAUGUGACAAAACAGAUAAGCAAUAUUUAUCCCAGUGAUUAUUAUUAGUAGUAAUUAGAUUAUAUAGUAAAGGGUUCAAGUUAUAACGGUUUUUAACAAUAUACUGUUGUUGGGCUAUGUUUUGUUGGACGUCUCUGUAAUUGUUUUUUUUUUUUCUCUAUCUAAAAGCCAUAAUUGCAUUUCAGGUCCUAAAUUACUCACCUUGAAAUAAUCAGUAAACACCCGGUCAUUGUAUUGCAGGCUUGUAGCUAACAAUCCUUGCAGUAUUGUGUAUUAGUCAGUAAUUAUAGACGUGUGUGUAUGCCACAGCGUUUGUAUCUGGGCCCUCGCCUGCGCCUGUGCUGGCAGAUUGGAAAGGUAAGCCGCUGAAAGCUUCUGUGUGCGAUGCUGCUUUGUCUCUUAUUAAUGAAGGGGACACAGGAGCUGUCAAUGCUGCUGUUCCGCUGCCGGUGAAAUAGUAAUGAGUGUGUAUAACGGAGCCCGGUCMGUGUGGCUUACAGCUCUGCUGCGAUUGGUUGUGCAGCCGGGGCACAUGGAGCACCGACUGGCCGCGCUGCACGUUAGGGCCGCGGAUGCUGGAGGCARAGGAGGAAACGUUUGCAAUCGGAGAAAUGAGGCAGAUUGAGAAACAGAGUUCAGAUUCUUCUUUUGAUUUUUGUUUUGGAGAUCUUCAUAGAAACCUCGCUGUUUAUCUCACGGAGCAUAAAACAACUUUCCAAACAUCGAGGAACAAAGUGUUUUAUUAUGUAAUCUGUUACCCCACCCCUACUUUCUCAUGCUGUGAUCCUUUAUUGUUGCUCAUGCUGAGCCAUGAAGAUCUGAAUUAUUCCUCAAAAGGUAAGCAGUCAGAAGGAGUCGAGCCCGAGACCGGAUCCCACUGUGCAGAUCUCUGAGAUGCUCAUGAAUCACCUGACAGGUAAUUUUCAGCAUCCAGAGAGACCAGUGCGUUAGGACGCAUCUCUCCCACUGUAACUGGGCCGCCCAUCCACAUGCACGACACCAUGGGCAGCUCCCCAGAGGUGCUUUCCUGGACCUCCUGCCCCAGUCUUUUGGUGGGGAAGCUGAAAGAGGAGCUUAAGCUCUCUGUGGUUGGGGACGCCAUGAAGAAAUCCAACUCUCCCAAUGCCCAAUCCCAACCUCCUCAGGCCCCGCCUGCUGCUUUACCUCCUCAGAUUAUCACAGACCUCGCCCCGCCGACCAACCUGCCCGUUCCCCUGCACGCGCCCAGCCAGGACGAGGACUCUAUGUUGGGGGGCAUCAGCCCAGGAAACACGGCCCUCAGCGUGGACUCCACUCGGAGUGAAGGUGGACACUUUGACAACAGCGUACUCCAGCUGCAGGAGCAGGAUCAGGAGGAAGCGGUUUCACCGGCGUCCUGUGAGCACGGCGGGUGUGGGAGCGGCAUGGACGAGCAGAUGGGAGAGGGAGACUGUCCUGUGGACCACAGCGGCGAGGGGAGACCCAGCCACCCGCGGCACCCUGACGACAUCAAGCUGCACUUCCAAAGAGCCGGGCCCGGGUCGGGGGGCUUCCUGGAGGGGUUGUUCGGCUGCCUCCGGCCCGUCUGGAACAUCAUUGGGAAAACUUACUCCACAGAAUACAAACUGCAGCAGCAAGACAUGUGGGAGGUCCCGUUUGAGGAGAUUUCUGAGCUGCAGUGGCUGGGCAGCGGUGCGCAGGGCGCCGUCUUCCUGGGCAAGUUUCGCUCUGAGGAGGUGGCCAUCAAGAAGGUGCGGGAGCAGAAAGAGACGGACAUUAAGCACCUGCGGAAGCUCAAGCACCCCAACAUCAUCAGCUUCAAAGGGGUGUGCACCCAGGCGCCCUGCUACUGCAUCAUCAUGGAGUACUGCGCCCAGGGCCAGCUGUAUGAGGUGCUGAGGGCCGGGAGGAAGGUCACCCCCAGGCUGCUGGUAGACUGGGCCACAGGGAUCGCCGGCGGCAUGAACUACCUACACCUUCACAAGAUCAUCCACAGGGACCUCAAGUCUCCCAAUGUUUUGGUCACACACAACGACACUGUGAAAAUUUCUGACUUCGGAACGUCCAAAGAGCUCAGCGAUAAAAGUACAAAGAUGUCAUUUGCGGGUACGGUGGCCUGGAUGGCCCCGGAAGUCAUAAGAAACGAGCCUGUGUCUGAAAAAGUCGACAUCUGGUCUUUUGGAGUUGUGUUAUGGGAAUUGCUCACAGGAGAAAUUCCCUACAAAGAUGUGGACUCGUCCGCCAUCAUUUGGGGUGUUGGCAGCAACAGCCUACACCUUCCUGUCCCCUCCACUUGCCCAGACGGUUUUAAAAUCCUCAUGAAACAAACAUGGCAAGGCAAGCCCAGGAAUAGGCCUUCAUUUCGUCAGAUCCUCCUCCAUCUCGACAUUGCUUCCUCUGAUGUUUUAGGAACUCCUCAGGAGACCUACUUCAAGUCUCAGGCAGAGUGGAGGGAGGAGGUGAAGAAGCACUUUGAGAAGAUCAAAAGUGAAGGCACUUGCAUUCACAGGCUGGACGAGGAGCUGAUCCGUCGCAGGAGGGAUGAACUCAGGCAUGCUCUGGACAUCCGGGAGCACUAUGAGAGAAAGCUGGAGAGAGCCAACAACCUCUACAUGGAGCUCAGUGCCAUCAUGCUGCAGCUGGAGGUCCGAGAGAAGGAACUCAUGAAGAGGGAGCAGGCAGUGGAGAAGAAAUAUCCAGGAAGCUACAAACGCCACCUGGUCCGGCCCAUCGUCAGGUCCAACGCCGUCGAGAAGCUCAUCAAGAAAAAAGGAAGCAUCUCCCACAAACCUGGAAUGCCACCCACCAAAAGGCCGGACCUGCUGCGCUCUGACGGCAUCCCCAGCGUCGACCCCUUCCCCUCGCCCUCGCCUCUGUCGGCCAGCCCCAAAGUCUCCACGCCUCCCGGGAAAACCCGCUACCGCAGCAAGCCUCGCCAUCGCCGCGCCAACAGCAAAGGCAGCCACAGCGAGUUCCCAGGCGCCUUGAAGCCUGUCGCUGGAGCUGCAGAAGACACCCAGUCUCUGCAGGAGCAGCCUUUCCACCAUCACCACCUCCAUCAUCAUCAUCACCACCACCCACCAGCUGAGGGUCAGUUUCUUCCCCUGAAAGGCCGCGAGGAGGCCGUAGUCAACUGUGCCAACAAUCUGCGCUACUUCGGCCCCGCCGCCGCCCUCCGCAGCCCUCAGACCGACCACCUGCAGCGCCGCGUCUCUGACUCCAGUCCUGACCUCAUUUCCACAGCCAUGGAUGCAGACACGCGGCAGCAGACUUCAUCCGCCAGCUCCAACCUCGUACCAGGGGCCGGCGCUGUGCUGUUAUGUCCCUGCUGCCAGGCUCACCCUCUGCCCGGCUGCUUGCACUGUCAGGAGACUCCGCCCACUCUAAGCCAACCAGAAUUACCGCACUACUCGCUGCUUAGCACCCAGGAAAGCAACCAGUCUUCACUGGCGCCACCCAAUAAAGAAUCGGCUUUAAACGGAGAGGACGGCAGUCUUGCUGCCCCGCAAGCGCAGGAUCCAUCUCAGUCCAAACACCCGCUGCCCUCUGCACUGCCCCGCAUCCUCAGACCCCUCAGAAAGGGUGGCGAUGAGUCAUCUGAAGAGGAGGAGGGAGAGGUGGACAGUGAAGUGGAGUUUCCACGGCGACAGAGACCCCAUCGCUGCAUGAGCAGCUUCCAGUCCUACUCCACCUUCAGCUCGGAGAACCUGUCGGUGUCGGACGGGGAGGAGGGCAACACGAGCGACCACUCGCACAGCGGACCUCUGAGCGCCAGCCAGGAGGAGCACCUGGACGAGCUGCUGUCGCACACGCCCGACAUCCCCAUCGACAUCUCCACCCAGUCCGACGGCCUCUCCGACAAGGAGUGCGCCGUCCGCAGGGUGAAGACGCAGAUCUCGCUGGGGAAGCUGUGCUCGGACGAACACAGCUAUGAGAAUCCGCUGCAGUUCGGAGACUCGGACUGUGAUUCGUCGGAAGCAGAGUGCUCCGAUACCACCAUAAGAAACAACAAAGUCGGUGCUCCGUCGUCAUGGUGAAACUCCACAGGGUGUUGGAUCUGUUUGUUUAUUUUAUUUUUUUUGCCUGGUGGCCAUCAUGUCCAUAUUAGAGGGCUCCACAGAAAACACAGCAAUAAGAGGACAUCAUAGAGAACAAAACUCUCCCUAUAGCAAAGUCCUGCAUAAUCUCCCCACAUCCUCAGCAUAAUAUCCCCCCGCCCCCACCCCACCCCACCUCCGCCUCCCAACGUAUAGCACUGCAUCCAGGCAAACCCAUGGCAGGGAUUCCCUUUUGAUUGAUAAUGUACAGUAGAUAGUAUAACAUUCUUAAUUUAUUUUUGUCUGAGUUUUGAAGAGAAAUUCAGGAUUCUCUGAACAGAGGAAAUAAAAACUGACAUUUUAAGACUGAGACUGAUGAAGGUGCGGAGGAUAGCAGAGGGAGGAAACGUUGAAGCUCUGAUGCGGCUGAGCAUCACUACAGGCCUACAUCUCGCUGCAGUUGCUCUGAGCAUCGCUGUGUCGGUAAAACCUCACAAAAAAAAAAAAAAGAAAAAAGCAAUCUCCUUGUUGUUAGUUUACAGUGCAGCGACCCGGUAUCCCGCAUCCUUUCACUUCCUUCUUGUCACGACUGUGGCCGACACAGGUAAACAAUGAGCUCAUGGAAACAGUGUCAACACCAGCAUGAACAACUCGCCUUGCAAAUUGCAAAUGGAACCCCCCCCCAAAAAGAAAGGAAAAAAAAAACACCUCUGGACUUGUGUCAUCAUCAGGAUCACCGCAUAGCUAUUAGAGCAUGCUCUCAAGAGGAAAAAAGCUUUACAAGGACUGCAUGAAGCAGACGAGCGGUCAGCAGAGAGGACGACUCAUUCGAGAGCUAAAAACAAACAAAAUAACGGACGCUCUCAUCCUUCUCUCUGAGACACGUCAUCAGCAGUCAGGCGUCACAACGGGAGCUUUUGAGGACGGCGUGCGUUGGUUCGCGUAAGGCCCCCCCCCGUUCCUCAACCAUCAGACAUUGCAGUUUCAAGUCUCAUCUCAGGAUCGCUCGAGGACUGUGAAACUGGAUCGGACCAAUUAUUGUGUGAGAGAAUGUUCUUCGACUGGCACAUGUUAAUAUAAAGGACCGGGGAGGCAAACAAAAAAAAAGCUCUUACAGAAAAGCCUUGGAUGUUCAACCCUUUAGUGUAGGUGUUUCUAUAGCUGCAGAGUAAAUGCARUAUCUCUUUUUUUUUUUUCCUUGUUUUAGAUUUUCCUGGAAAGUGACAGAGCGCCUCAUUCAUCAUUUUCUUGCAGAGAUUCUUAUUUUUUUAUCCAUGACGAUAGAAGUGCAUUUCUAUAAAUAAGAAUAUAAUGAAAAAGCUUUUUCACUCAAUAAAGUCAAAUUAAUAUAAUUUCAAUGCAGGCACAGUCAAAAUUUUAAUCAAAAUUACCUGUUGAGCUUAAUACUUGGGAUGUUACACUAGUGCAUCAAUCAGACAGUGUCUCUAAAUGUCAUCAUACCAGUUUAAAGAAAAAUAGUAUUUCCCAUAAAGCUGUCAUUCCACAAGCGGCGUAAACUUUAGGAUUCCACUAAAGAAGCUGGCUGUUCCCAGACUGCUUUACCUCAACAAAACAAAAGGGAAAAUUUAGUAGAGGGAAAAAGUAUGCUAAAAAUAUGUGAUAACCCCAUAUGGCACAACCUUAUUAAAUGGAAAACGGAACUUAAGGCUUGAGUCUCAGCAGAGUCAUUAAAAGGUCCUAAAAUAAUUUACAUUUUAAGUUUUAAAAACAUAGGUCCUUUUUCCAGCACGAGUCUUAAAUGUUAUGUUUUAAAUGUCCUCCUAUGCUUCUUCCUCUGAUUUAAAUUUUUGUUUGUUUGUUUUAUGCUGUGGUAGUGAUAAUUUGUCCCAUGUUUUGAAGUUCUUGACAUAUAGGGUGGUGUUAUGCUGUAAUAUUUCAUCCGACUUUCAGCCUUGCCCUAUAAACCCAUGAAAUAUUUCUGCUGGUGGAGCUGGAUUAUAGUUGUUAGUUUAGGGAAUGAAAAUCACACUCUUUUAACCUUAUUUAUUUCAGCUAUUUCUUUAUGGAAAUGUGUAUAUUUGACAAGGUGGCUGGUUUUCAAAUAUUUGCUAAAACCUGUUGUGGAUAAAUAGUAUGAGACUUACUUUAUAAAAAGUGUUAAAAUUCAUAAAAAUAUAUGGAAAA
Molecule: messenger RNA, 8184 nt
Organism: Poecilia reticulata (guppy)
Lineage: Eukaryota; Metazoa; Chordata; Actinopteri; Cyprinodontiformes; Poeciliidae
Source: RefSeq, a predicted model, not a curated record